Malassezia pachydermatis is the source of this 615-nucleotide messenger RNA. Its product is annotated as 60s ribosomal protein l13a. The coding region runs from base 1 to 615 and encodes 204 amino acids. NCBI's taxonomy places the organism in Eukaryota, Fungi, Basidiomycota, Malasseziomycetes, Malasseziales, Malasseziaceae. Gene Ontology annotation, molecular function: mRNA binding; structural constituent of ribosome. Gene Ontology annotation, cellular component: ribosome; cytosolic large ribosomal subunit. The record is from RefSeq and is a predicted model, not a curated record. The transcript is spliced from 2 exons. Gene Ontology annotation, biological process: translation; negative regulation of translation.
AUGUCGCUUAUGCAGAGUACUCCGUUCAUUGUCGACGGUAAGGGCCAUCUCCUCGGUCGUCUUGCCUCGAUCCUGGCCAAGCAGAUCCUCUCGGGCCAGAAGGUCGUUGUUCUGCGCGCUGAGCUGAUCAACGUGUCGGGCAGCUUCUUCCGCAACAAGCUCAAGUACCACGCUUUCAUGCACAAGCGCCACCUUGUCAACCCGAAGAAGAACGGUCCUUUCCACCACCGCGCUCCUUCGCGCAUCCUCUUCCGUGCUGUCCGCGGUAUGGUUCCCCACAAGACUGCCCGUGGUGCCGCUGCUCUCCAGCGCCUCAAGAUCUACGAGGGUGUGCCGCAGCCGUACGACCGCAAGAAGAAGCUGGUCAUUCCUGACGCUCUCCGUGUGCUCCGCCUCAAGCCGGGCCGCAAGUACGCUACUCUUAAGCGUAUCUCCAGCGAGGUGGGCUGGAAGUACGCCGAGACUGUCGACAAGCUCGAGGCCAAGCGUAUUGUCAAGCAGCAGGCUUUCCACGAGCGCAAGCAGGCCGCUCUCAAGCGCCGUGCUGCUGCUGCGACGGCUGCUGCCAGCGAGCUCGAGCCGAUCAACCAGAAGCUCGCGGAGUACGGCUACUAA